Felis catus (domestic cat) is the source of this 4279-nucleotide messenger RNA. RefSeq names its product OPA1 mitochondrial dynamin like GTPase (gene OPA1). The record is from RefSeq and is a predicted model, not a curated record. The transcript is spliced from 30 exons. Gene Ontology annotation, molecular function: microtubule binding; GTPase activity; GTP binding. Gene Ontology annotation, biological process: mitochondrial fusion. Gene Ontology annotation, cellular component: microtubule; cytoplasm; mitochondrial membrane. Bases 157 to 3189 code for a protein of 1010 amino acids. Lineage: Eukaryota; Metazoa; Chordata; Mammalia; Carnivora; Felidae.
GUCCAUGCGCCAUUGGGAGGGCCGCAGUAGCUGCUCUGUGCCCUUGUUGCCGAGGGCCUCUUCCUGGGUCACUCCUGGAGCAGGGGCCGGACUGGGGCUGACACCGGGGCUCCGGCGUGGCCCUCUCGGCGCCCGUGUGACCUCCUCGCCGGCGGGAUGUGGCGACUACGCCGAGCCGCCGUGGCCUGUGAGGUCUGCCAAUCCUUAGUGAAACGUAGCUCUGGAAUCAAAGGAAGCUUACCACUACAAAAACUGCAUCUGGUUUCACGAAGUGUUUAUCAUUCACAUCAUCCUACCUUAAAGCUUCAAAGACCCCAAUUCCGGACAUCAUUUCAUCAGUUCUCCUCUUUAGCUAACCUUCCGUUACGUAAAUUGAAGCUUUCUCCAAUUAAAUAUGGCUACCAGCCUCACAGGAAUUUUUGGCCAGCGAGAUUAGCUGCAAGACUCCUAAAACUUCGAUAUCUCAUACUAGGAUCUGCUGUUGGCGGUGGCUAUACAGCCAAAAAAACUUUUGAUCAGUGGAAAGAUAUGAUACCUGACCUCAGUGACUAUAAAUGGAUUGUGCCUGACAUUGUGUGGGAGAUUGAUGAGUAUAUUGAUUUAGAGAAAAUUAGAAAAGCACUUCCUAAUUCAGACGACCUUGCAAAAUUGGCACCUGACUUUGAUAAAAUUGUUGAAAGCCUCAGUUUACUGAAGGACUUUUUCACCACAGGUCACAAAUUGGUUAGUGAAGUCAUAGGAGCUUCUGACCUACUUCUCUUGUUAGGUUCACCUGGAGAAACAGCAUUCAGAGCAACAGAUCACGGAUCUGAAAGUGACAAGCAUUAUAGAAAGGAGGGUCUGCUUGGUGAGCUCAUUCUCUUACAACAGCAAAUUCAAGAGCAUGAAGAGGAAGCGCGCAGAGCCGCUGGCCAAUAUAGCACAAGCUAUGCCCAACAGAAGCGCAAGGUUACAGACAAAGAGAAAAUUGACCAGCUUCAAGAAGAACUUCUGCAUACUCAGUUAAAGUACCAGAGGAUCUUGGAACGAUUAGAAAAAGAGAACAAAGAAUUAAGAAAAUUAGUAUUACAGAAAGAUGACAAAGGCAUCCAUCACAGAAAGCUUAAGAAAUCCUUGAUUGACAUGUAUUCUGAAGUUCUUGAUGUUCUAUCUGAUUAUGACGCCAGUUACAAUACACAAGAUCAUCUGCCAAGGGUUGUUGUGGUUGGAGAUCAGAGUGCUGGAAAAACUAGUGUGCUGGAAAUGAUUGCCCAAGCACGGAUAUUCCCUCGAGGAUCUGGGGAGAUGAUGACACGUUCUCCAGUUAAGGUCACUCUGAGUGAAGGUCCUCACCACGUGGCCUUGUUUAAAGAUAGUUCUCGGGAGUUCGAUCUUACCAAAGAGGAGGAUCUUGCAGCACUAAGACAUGAAAUAGAACUCCGAAUGAGGAAAAAUGUGAAAGAAGGCUGUACUGUUAGUCCUGAGACCAUAUCCUUAAACGUAAAAGGCCCCGGACUGCAAAGGAUGGUGCUUGUUGACUUACCAGGUGUGAUUAAUACUGUGACAUCAGGCAUGGCUCCUGACACAAAGGAAACUAUUUUCAGUAUCAGCAAAGCUUAUAUGCAGAAUCCUAAUGCCAUCAUACUAUGUAUUCAAGAUGGAUCUGUGGAUGCUGAACGUAGCAUUGUUACAGAUUUGGUCAGUCAAAUGGAUCCUCAUGGAAGGAGGACGAUAUUUGUUUUGACCAAAGUAGACCUGGCAGAAAAAAAUGUGGCUAGCCCGAGCAGGAUUCAGCAGAUAAUUGAAGGAAAACUCUUCCCAAUGAAAGCUCUAGGUUAUUUUGCUGUUGUAACAGGAAAAGGGAACAGCUCUGAAAGCAUUGAAGCUAUAAGAGAAUAUGAAGAAGAAUUUUUUCAGAAUUCAAAACUCCUAAAGACAAGCAUGCUAAAGGCACACCAAGUGACUACAAGAAAUUUAAGCCUUGCUGUAUCAGACUGCUUUUGGAAAAUGGUACGAGAGUCCGUUGAGCAACAGGCUGAUAGUUUCAAAGCAACACGUUUUAACCUUGAAACUGAGUGGAAGAAUAACUAUCCUCGCCUACGAGAACUUGACCGGAACGAACUAUUUGAAAAAGCUAAAAACGAAAUCCUCGAUGAAGUUAUCAGUCUGAGCCAGGUCACACCAAAACAUUGGGAGGAAAUCCUUCAGCAGUCUUUGUGGGAAAGAGUAUCAACUCAUGUGAUUGAAAACAUCUAUCUUCCAGCUGCACAGACCAUGAAUUCAGGGACUUUUAAUACAACAGUGGACAUCAAGCUUAAACAGUGGACUGAUAAACAGCUUCCUAAUAAAGCAGUAGAGGUUGCUUGGGAGACCCUACAAGAAGAAUUUUCCCGCUUCAUGACAGAACCAAAAGGGAAAGAGCAUGAUGACAUAUUUGAUAAACUUAAAGAGGCUGUUAAGGAAGAAAGUAUUAAGCGCCACAAGUGGAAUGAUUUUGCGGAGGACAGCUUGAGGGUUAUCCAGCACAAUGCUUUAGAAGACCGUUCCAUAUCUGAUAAACAACAGUGGGAUGCCGCUAUUUAUUUUAUGGAAGAAGCUCUUCAGGCUCGCCUCAAGGACACUGAAAAUGCAAUUGAAAACAUGAUAGGUCCAGAUUGGAAAAAGAGAUGGUUAUACUGGAAGAACCGGACCCAAGAACAGUUUGUCCACAACGAAACCAAGAACGAAUUGGAGAAGAUGUUGAAGUGUAACGAGGAGCACCCGGCAUAUCUCGCAAGCGAUGAGAUAACCACAGUGCGAAAGAACCUGGAAUCCCGAGGGGUAGAAGUGGACCCAAGCUUGAUUAAAGAUACUUGGCACCAAGUUUAUAGAAGACAUUUCUUGAAAACAGCUCUAAACCAUUGUAACCUUUGUCGAAGAGGCUUUUACUACUACCAAAGGCAUUUUGUAGAUUCUGAGUUGGAAUGCAAUGAUGUCGUCCUGUUCUGGCGAAUACAACGCAUGCUUGCCAUCACUGCAAAUACUUUGAGGCAGCAACUUACGAACACUGAAGUCAGGCGAUUAGAGAAAAAUGUGAAAGAGGUAUUGGAAGAUUUUGCUGAAGACAGCGAGAAGAAGGUAAAACUGCUCACUGGCAAACGAGUUCAGCUGGCUGAAGACCUCAGGACACCUUCAGGGCUGUAUGAGGACCAAAUGAAAUGUGGGAUUUAAAAUCACCUCAAACAUAGUAGAUACUUCAUAGACUCAGCAUGAGGUAGGUAGGAAGUGAUCAAGGAAUUCUUCUCAAAGGCAGGACAGCAUUUGUGUCCCCAUAUCACUGCAUUAAGUACAUUGUAUAAAAUGAAGGAACAAAGAAAUGGAUUUUUAAAUUUAGUGUAAAAAGGGUACAUUUAUCACAGUUAUUCUUUUUUCUUUUUUUUGUUUUUUGUUUUUUUGUUUUGUUUCUUUAAGAGACAGAGAGAGCGAGCGAGCAUGGGAGCAGGGGAGGGGCAGAGGGAGAAGGACAGAGAGAGUCUUAAACAAGCUUCACACCCAGCACAGAGCCUGACGCAGGGCUCUGUCUCACAAGCUUGAGAUCAGGUCAUGAACGACAGUUAGAGUCAGACGCUCAACCGAGUGAGCCACCCAGGUGCCCCUUCUUUUUUCUUUUCACAUUCACCUCCACCGUCUCCUCUCUUCUCCUCUCCCCCCGUUACCUCCUAGUAACUUACUUAAAUGCCCUUUGUGUCAUUUUUGACAUUUCAGAGUAUGUUGGCACGGUGCCCUGAUAUUCUAGUUGAAAAUAUUUUGUAAAAACAGCUUUUUAAAAGGAAAAUUUGGCAAUUUUAUUCUGUGGUCUUCUUAUUAAUCAGACAGUCUUUUAACUUUUAUUUAGAAAAAAACAUAUCGCUUAUCUCUAAUUUUAUAAGAAUUUGAAUUUGAUUCAGACUCCACAGUUAGACACCUGCAUCAGAGUGGCUCUUGGUCUGUCAAUACAAGUAGAUCUUGCUCUGAACUCUCUCUUCUGAGUGAUGCUACUGAGCCACCCAGUCCCAGAUUGUGCAGGAUGGAGGUCAUGGGCAGGGCAGAAGGAUGGACAGAGCUGGCCCUGCUUGGACUCAGGUCGUGGAGCAAACAGUCAGAAUUCUUCUCAUGCAGUACACCUUUCCCAAGUAGUAUAGUUCAGUGAGAUGGUUAGAGGAACUGCCAUGGCUUUAAGUACCUGUUUUAGAUUUCCAUAUGUUGUGCUAUUUAAGCCAGAUGAUUUUUUUUUAUUUUUUUUUUAAUGCUUGUUUAUUUUUGAGAGAGAGAGAGAGAGAGA